Molecule: messenger RNA, 771 nt
Organism: Symbiodinium necroappetens
Lineage: Eukaryota; Dinophyceae; Suessiales; Symbiodiniaceae
Source: the annotation of a GenBank genome assembly
AUGUCUCUCGAGCUGGAGUACCGCAACACGUUUAUCUCGGUCCAGGAGGAGCCCAUGGUGCAGCUGAAACGCCGAGCCUCCAGCGUCCCUCCAAGGCUUGGGCGUGCUGGGCCUGAGCCCGUGUGCCCAGCCCAGGAGCAGGAGGUGGAGGACGGGCUGUAUGUGCAGUCUCUCCAGAAGAAGUUGGCGCCCGUCUUCGCUUGCGAGGUGGAGCUCCAGUCCACUGCAUCCACCGAAGAGAUCGCAACGGCGAACGCGCCUUCAGAGGAGAUACCUUCUGAGGGGGAUGAGUCGCCGAAGGAGGGCAAACCGAAGUGCAAUCCUGGAAGUGCGGGACACCCCGAGCUGUGCCGCCGCCCUUGCAUUUACUUCGCACUGGGCAAGUGCAGCAACGAGGCUGACUGCAACUUCUGCCACUUGUCUCACAGCAAUCGCUCUGCGACAUUGGACAAGAGCCAGCGACAGCUCAUCAAGGAGAUGAGCCAACACGAGUUCCUGUCCAUGGUGUUGCGAUGCCUGCAGUCGAAGGCUGCAGAGGGACAAUUUGAGCUUGACGCGGAAGACGUGUUGCAGCUGUUCCAGGUGCAGAUCGCCCAGAUGAGGGCAACUUCCAGCAAGGUGGCCAAGACCAAAGUCAUGAACCUCGAAAGAGCUCUUUCCCGGAUGACCUUCUUCAGCAUUGCCAGCCUCACCUCUCGCAUGAACCUCAGCGCCAGCUUCCUUGACGCGUGCAAGGAGAAGGUCGGUGAGCUGAGACAGAGGCUUGCAUAG